Messenger RNA from Fulmarus glacialis (Northern fulmar), 858 nucleotides. It is a transcript of the gene GSTK1, whose product is annotated as glutathione S-transferase kappa 1. Gene Ontology annotation, molecular function: glutathione peroxidase activity; glutathione transferase activity. Bases 71 to 610 code for a protein of 179 amino acids. Lineage: Eukaryota; Metazoa; Chordata; Aves; Procellariiformes; Procellariidae. Gene Ontology annotation, cellular component: mitochondrion; peroxisome. Gene Ontology annotation, biological process: glutathione metabolic process. The transcript has 7 exons. The record is from RefSeq and is a predicted model, not a curated record.
GGUGCUCUGCCGGUACCAGCACAUCUGGAAUAUUGAUCUGCGCUUUCGUCCAGCUUUCCUUGGUGGCAUAAUGCAAGCAACUGGUAACAAGCCCCCAGCAAUGUUGCCAAAGCGUGCAGAAUACAUGCUGAAGGAUAUAAAAAGGAUGGCAAAAUACUACCAAGUGCCUGUACAAAUUUCAGAAGAUGACUUCCAACGUGUCCUUGGUGCACGCAGUCUUGGGGCCAUGCGCUUUAUCACAGCCAUUGAUAUGACACAACCACAAUACUUGGAACCCUUAUCUAGGGAGUUCUGGAUACGUUUUUGGUCACAGCGUGAAGAUAUCAGUCAGCCGGAGAAUAUAUUGGCUGUUGCCAGACAGGUUGGGCUAUCAUCAGAGCUCACCCAGAAGCUACUUGAAAUGAUUUCAUCCCCUGCAGUGAAGAACCGUCUGAAAGAGACAACAGAGGAAGCACUAAAAUAUGGGGCAUUUGGGAUGCCUGCUGUUGUGGCACAUUUUAAUGGGGAACCUCAUCUCUUUUUCGGCUCUGAUCGUUUAGAGCUGCUAGGCAGCGUUAUAGGUGAAAAAUGGCUGGGACCAGUUCCAUCAGUUCCAAGCCCCAAGAUGUGAAAAGUCCUGGGGAAAUACAAGAGUCAAAAUAUAUAUGUGCAUGGUCAAUCUUCAGUGAUUAUCUGAAUGUAUCCAAUUUUAUGGAGAGAUGGCUUUCUCGUCCUUAACACUAACUUUACAGCUCAGUCUAAUCUCUAAUUAUGAAGAAGUUCAAGGUUUGCCAGUAUUACCAGUCUGGUGAGGUCUUUACCAAUACAAAUGUGCUUCUUUUCUUUCAACAGAUUCAUGAUUAACAUUAAAGAUUAAAC